AUGAGUUUAGAAGAUUCUUUUACAAAUAUGAAUAUUUAUGAUGCCAAAAAAUACUUCCGUAGGGCUCAGAAUGUUGUGUUUAAUUAUACGGAAAUGGAGGCCAAGGUUCGUGAAGCAACCAAUAAUGAGCCGUGGGGAGCUUCCUCGUCAUUAAUGGAACAAAUCUCUCAAGGGACGUACAAUUUGAGAGAGCGUGAAGAGAUCUUGGGAAUGAUAUUUAGACGUUUCACGGAGAAAGGUGCGAGUGAGUGGAGACAAAUUUACAAGGCUCUACAAUUGCUGGAGUAUUUGAUUAGACACGGCUCUGAGAGGUUCAUCGAUGAUACCAGAAGUAGUAUCAACCUGAUCAAAAUGUUGGAGUCGUUUCACUACGUCGACUCUCAGAGCAGAGAUCAAGGUGUUAAUGUCAGAAGUAGAGCAAAAGCUUUAUCUGACCUGUUGAGCGAUGAUGAGACCAUCAGGAUGGAAAGAAAGAAAGCUAGAGAGACAGCAAAAAAAUUUAAAGGAGUUGCUGGGGGUCUUGGUUCUGUGACAAGCUCCAAAAAAGGAAGAGGAUCAUAUAAAUCUAAAGGUAUCAGUAUCAGCGCAGACACUGAUGAUGAAGACGAAGAAGAUAGAAAUAGUCAGAUACAUCAGUCAAGUUUCAAGGAUGAGUCUCCCGCACCGGCGGAAACGGAAAAUAUCGACCUUUUCGGUUUCAAUAAGGUUGAGGAUAUGGAAAGGGUUAACGCGCCGCAGGAAAGUGUCAAUGACAGUGAAAGCGACGACGACGAUGAUUUUGCUGAUUUCCAAAGCGCUGCACCAGCUGUACAACAAACAAGUAAUGCGGGCACAUUCUCCAAGCACCACGUGAAUAAUCUAAUGAUGAACGAUUCUUCAUUAUCAGGCCUUACCUCUUCAUCUGCAUUUAAUAUAGGGCCGGCGAUUUCAGAGCCGAAGAAGGCCGAUCCCUUUAGCAAUCUAUUCACAAGCGCGAAAAGCCUUCAAGAACCUGUUAAACCAGUCUCAAAAGCGUCUACCUCAGUGCAAGAAAGCACACCUGCUGAAACUCAUGAUUAUGACGAUGAUAAUGACGAUGAUGACGGAUUCGGCGAAAUGAUGGAAGCAGGUGCUCCACAAGAACAUGAACAGCAGUCAAAAAAUCCCCAAUCAUCAUCAAAUGAAAUUGAUCUUCUCAGCUUCUAA
Zygotorulaspora mrakii is the source of this 1185-nucleotide messenger RNA. RefSeq names its product Ent3p (gene ENT3). The record is from RefSeq and is a predicted model, not a curated record. Bases 1 to 1185 code for a protein of 394 amino acids. Lineage: Eukaryota; Fungi; Ascomycota; Saccharomycetes; Saccharomycetales; Saccharomycetaceae. Gene Ontology annotation, cellular component: clathrin vesicle coat; endosome; plasma membrane. Gene Ontology annotation, biological process: Golgi to endosome transport; endocytosis. The transcript has a single exon. Gene Ontology annotation, molecular function: clathrin binding; phospholipid binding.